Anoplophora glabripennis (Asian longhorned beetle) is the source of this 824-nucleotide messenger RNA. RefSeq lists its product as uncharacterized. The record is from RefSeq and is a predicted model, not a curated record. NCBI's taxonomy places the organism in Eukaryota, Metazoa, Arthropoda, Insecta, Coleoptera, Cerambycidae. The transcript has 2 exons. Bases 258 to 806 code for a protein of 182 amino acids.
AUUAAAAGAGGUCAAUUGCUAAUAUCUGCUUACUAGAAUAUUAAUUUUCUAUAAAUGUCCUUCAUACAUACAGUUAUUGUUACUAAAUCAUAUACGUGUAUAAAUGCAACUGUAUCUAAGAACAUUUUUAGUCCUCGUUUUUCAUAGAACACCUCUCUCUUUAGUGAUUAUAUUUAGUUAUUUAGUCAGAGUGGGAAUUACUAAUGUUCGAAGAUAUUGUUAUAUAAACAGACAUAACACCAGCGAAGUUAAAGAAUAUGAGAAUGAGUUAUUCCAUAGAAGAUCAAUUAAGUGCCGAAGAUCGCUGUGUAGUAUCACCAAGAUUUAAAUUUUUACCAACACGAUCAGAGCAGAAUGUGAUGACCGUGUCCAACAUACAGUUCAAUGAAGACGACGAAUGUUAUGGAUCAGACAUAUUUCAAUCCUAUCGGACGUACUUAAGGACCUUGGAUGACAGUUUCAUGGAUUCAUAUUGCAGUUCUGAUUUUGUGUCAUGUAAUCAAGUAUAUUUAUUAUGGAGUCCAAUGAAUGUGAUACCAGAUAUAUCAUUAUGUUUAAAAUGUAAAAAUUAUUUAUUAGAAGUUAAUUUCUAUAAUGAUUGGUUAAAUACCCUAUUGCAAGGUUAUCAGUAUUGUUAUAAGGAACCAGUAGCGUAUAUAGAUUUAAUUCAUAAUCAUACGCUUGGCCACAUUCAUUGUGACAAUUGUGGUUAUGACACUGUAGAUACAGAAUGCAACAUUGAUGAUGAUACUUUUGAUAAUUUAUUACACAUGAAACGCAUUGGCACUUUUGUAAUUUAUAAAUAAAUUUUAUAUAUUUAAUAA